AAUAAAUUUAAAAGAUGAGUCUCUCAAUCAAUAGAUGGAUCGAUCAGUAUCCAUUUAUCGCAAAUGAGGAAAGUAAUAUAACACUUGGUCUUACUUUCUUCACUACUUCUCUAAUCUUAUUUGGAACUCGUAACAGCAACUUCUGGUAUCCAACUCCCACUGAUCUGAAGGAGAUAGAUCUUUCCAAAGAAACCAAGGAAAGCUUGAUGAGCAAGCUAGAUAAAGGAAGCCAGCUAACUCCAGUUAAGUUAAGAGGAGCCACCAUUACAGCUUCAACAAUGAAAGAGAACAAUUUUGAUGUCAAAAGAGCAUUUUCAGCAGUUCCAGGAAAACCAAUUGCAGCUAGUGAUCCUGAAGGAUCUAGUGUGCCUAUACCAAGAGAGAUUGCCAAAUUCUACAAUGAGAUAGACAGAUCACUGUACAAGACAAGGGAGUUGAGACAGUCUAAGAAUGAUUUUUACUUAACAGCUGGGGAUUCAAAGAGCCCAACCAUAAUGGUAAAGAAUGAUGGAGGAGAAUACACUAAUCUGCGUUAUCUUAAGACUUAUGACAACGAUUACUACAAGAAAGUGCUCAACGACUCUCCAAUAAAUCAAAUCAUCGAUAAAGCUCAGUUUAACGAUGUAAGAAUGGUCCUUCUUGAAGGAGAGAUCAUCACUCUCGGAGGAUAUCUCCACUACAACUCUAAAGAAGAUGAGCUUCAGAUUGCUCAUAUCUUUUCAAUCGCUUCAGGAUGUGCUGAGAAAUUAUUCGAUAAUGCUUUCAAGUUCUACAAGAGGAAUCGGAACAUGCUCAAAUAUUUGGCUGGAGUCUCCCUCUGCAUAUCAGUUCUAUUCUUGACAUUCAGUUAUCAGAGAAGUAAGUCACUGGGUUAGUCUUAUUAGAUGCGUACAGUGAAAAGCUUAAAGAGAGAUGUAGGCAGGAUCUUGACCAGAACGGACCGACCGAAGGCCAAGAAUGCAGGAAGUGUGGGUACUAUAGAGCAACAGUGGUGUUCCUGCCAUGCUACCAUAAGAGAAUCUGUGAGAGCUGUAGCCCCAAAGUCACCAGUUGCCCUGACUGUGCCUGGCUUCCAAUUUAUAAAGCAAAAGGGAAGAUUUAUACAAACGUGAUUGA
Messenger RNA from Moneuplotes crassus, 1116 nucleotides. The record is from the annotation of a GenBank genome assembly. Lineage: Eukaryota; Ciliophora; Spirotrichea; Euplotida; Euplotidae.